GUCGCGCGGUCGCCACAUGACCUAUCGUCUGCUCCUUUCUGUCUAGCAGACGAUAUUUCAAGAGAGGCGGAAGGAUACACCUCAAAUGUCGGACAUGGAAGAACCGAACGAACGAACGCCAAUAUUGAGAAAAAACAGCCUUAAGAAAAAGGUCGUUCAACCUGGCGAUUUCUCAGACCAGCAGCGAUGGUGGUCCAUCCGGGUGAUGUAUUUGACGAUGUUUCUCAGCAGUGUGACCUUCACCUUGACCUUAUCUUCAAUAUGGCCAUUCCUGCAAGUGCUGGACCCAUCUGCUACUGCCGACUUCCUGGGAUGGGUGGUGGCCGCCUAUAGCGUGGGGCAGCUCGUGGCAUCCCCAUUUUUCGGGAUGUGGGCCAACUAUAGGGGACAGAGCAGAGAACCUCUGGUGGCCUCCAUUGCACUGGGUAUAGGAGCGAACAUCAUGUACGCCUAUCUACAGUCCAUCCCGGGGAACAAGGGGCUUCUCAUGAUCAUUGCUCGUGGACUAAUUGGCUUUGGCGCAGGGAACGUGGCUGUCGUGAGAGCUUAUGUAGCAGGGGCCACAAACGUGUCUGAACGUACACCAGCAAUGGCCAAUGUCAGCAUAUUCCAGUCUGUUGGAUUCAUCCUUGGACCGGUUAUCCAGGCUGCCUUGGUGCCUAUCUCCUACCCCGGGGCUGUCGAGGCUCCUGGGUUCCACCUCAACAUGUACACGGCGCCCGCCAUCUUGGGCGCCAUAUGUUGCACAGUCAACGUUGUGCUACUUUUUGCCGUCUUUCGAGAAUUUAAAGUCCACGAUGACGUCACCAUUACAAACAUUCAAAGCUCGUAUGAAGAAUCGGUCAAGAACUACAAGCCUGAUUACUUUGCGGUGAUCUACUGCAUCAUCAUAUUCUUCGUCGUUCUCUUCAUCUUCACGAUUUUUGAAACCAUCGCGACGCCCCUGGGGAUGAACAUGUUCGCCUGGAGCAAGAAGCAGUCCACGCUGUAUGUAGGGGUUAUUCUGGCGUCGUGUGGAGUGGAAGCAAUUGGAGUGUUCGUCGUUCUUAAGAUACUCAGCCGAAGGAUAAACGAACGCUACCUUCUAAUCAUGGGAUUUGUCCUGUGCUUCUUUGGAUACUUUGUUCAACUUCCGUGGGGAGAUGGGCUCCCGGUGAGAGCACCGGCAGUGAUGAUGACGAGUCACACAAUCAAGCCGACAGGAGUGGGAAACCGUACGCUCGAAGGUAUCAUGUCUCAACUCAGUAACCAUGCCGACAGCGGUAUCCUGACCAUGUUGGUAGAUAAUGUGACGACCGCAUUGUCAGCAGUGAAUACGACGAUUGCACCGUUGACGAUGAGGACGAUGGGAGACGCAUCGUCGCUAGUCACCGAAGCUUCGAUAGGAACUGCAGCAACGUUAACGUCAAACAUCGCAGACGCCGUCAUUUCGACUGCGGAGACUACAACCAAAGCCACGACAACCAUCACGGACGCUAUCCUGUCUACUGCCGAGACGUUUACUACAACCAAAGCCACGACAACCAUCACGGACGCUAUCCUGUCUACUGCCGAGACGUUUACUACAACCAAAGCCACGACAACCAUCACAGACGCUAUCCUGUCUACUGCCGAGACGUUUACAACAACCGAAGCCACGACAACCAUCACGGACGCUAUCCUGUCUACUGCCGAGACGUUUACAACAACCGAAGCCACGACAACCAUCACAGACGCUAUCCUGUCUACUGCCGAGACGUUUACUACAACCGAAGCCACGACAACCAUCACAGACGCUAUCCUGUCAACAGCAGCAACAGCAGCAACAGCAACUACAUCAACGCCGACACACACCACGGGACACAUAGUAUCAACGUAUUCUACAACUGUAAGCAAUAUGACGUCGACGCCUCACAGCAACAUUUCAACAACAGUAGAACCUGUUGGUUGCCCAGCAACCAUGGACUGGUGUAACCACACGCCACCAGUGUAUCUGGCCCAGUACAUUGUUGGCUGUAUCAUAAUCUCAGCUGGGUACCCGGCGGCAAACGUCAUGUGUUAUACGCUCUUCUCCAAAAUACUUGGUCCUAAACCACAGGGUACGUGGAUGGGCUGGUUGACAGCGUCUGGCAGCCUCGCCAGGACCUUGGGGCCAAUAUUCGUUUCCCAGAUUUAUUAUUCAUUUGGACCUCGCGUGACAUUCGGCGCAGACUGCGGUAUUAUCCUUUUGACAAUUAUUGCCAUUAUUGCUGUGUUCAAAAGACUUGUGCCCUGUAAGUAUACAACUGAUUAUCAACAGCAGAAUGGAGAUGCGGUCAACUAGAGAACCGUCCCUGGUUGCUCAUCCAAUAACCGACACUGAUUGAGGCUGUGUGUUCCCAACAACUGCUGCAUAUCCACACUGGCCUACGGUGUGAUUCAGCAACAACGAAACGUUUCCGUUUUGUAAAGUACCCAAACUGGUCAGUACAAAAACUGUACAUACUUUUUCUCCACCGAUCAAAGUCGAUAAAUUCAAGAACAUCGUUGAAACAACAGAGGGAACUGUAGAGCGCACAUGCGUAUUCGUGAGUGCGUGUUUCCGAUGAUACAAUGACAACACACGAAUGACAACACCAUUCCAGCCCAAAGGGGGCAGACAGAUCACCAUAAUGUUUUAUUUAUGUAUGUAUGUAUUUCUUUUACGUCAAAGUCAUCAUUUAUCCAGCUGUAUCACGGCAUUCGUCGCCACUCGCCCAUUUCCGUAACCUGCAAGACUCGUCUCCCUAUCGAUGAAUGUUAUGUGCGAAAAAAAGACAAACCAAUCAAAAUGCGCGUAGGAUUUCAAGUACUUCGGUCAAAGAAUCCCUCAGGAAUAUUUUUGACUUUACAUAUGUCUUUCAUCUAAAGACAUACCCAACAUAAGUUAAAUGUGUUCAGUCAUGCUGUGUUAUGCCGUAAGUCCCAAUGCGUGUUUAGUAGCAUCUGGAAUAUAUAUAUAUAUAUAUAUAUAUAUAUAUAUAUAUAUAUAUGGGGGGGACGAUUCUCUCACACGUAUACGUUGUUCAAAACACUGAUCAAGGGAGGAUAACUCCUGUGGCAUUGCUGAGCAAACGGAAGUGCAGGGAGUUAUGGAAAUGUGACAUCUAUAAACUUCAUCGUCUUUUAAAACUAU
Haliotis rufescens (red abalone) is the source of this 3133-nucleotide messenger RNA. Its product is annotated as major facilitator superfamily domain-containing protein 8-like. Lineage: Eukaryota; Metazoa; Mollusca; Gastropoda; Lepetellida; Haliotidae. Gene Ontology annotation, cellular component: lysosomal membrane. Gene Ontology annotation, molecular function: transmembrane transporter activity. The transcript is spliced from 10 exons. The coding region runs from base 86 to 2302 and encodes 738 amino acids. Gene Ontology annotation, biological process: transmembrane transport. The record is from RefSeq and is a predicted model, not a curated record.